This is a messenger RNA of Penicillium riverlandense, 195 nucleotides long. RefSeq lists its product as uncharacterized. Gene Ontology annotation, molecular function: magnesium ion binding; tRNA guanylyltransferase activity. Lineage: Eukaryota; Fungi; Ascomycota; Eurotiomycetes; Eurotiales; Aspergillaceae. Gene Ontology annotation, biological process: tRNA modification. The transcript has 2 exons. The coding region runs from base 1 to 195 and encodes 64 amino acids. The record is from RefSeq and is a predicted model, not a curated record.
AUGGCAAACUCAAAACUUUCUGAUUACUACGCAUUCAAGAAACCAAAUGACCGCCGCGCACUGGACCUGAUGAACGCCGCUGCCGUAGAGGUGCUGAACGACCUGCCGGAUCUAUGCAUUGCCUACGGCGUCAGCGACGAGUACAGGUGUGUUUCACCCGACUCAGCCUGUGUGUUUUUGUCCCUUCUGGACUGA